Messenger RNA from Clunio marinus, 4091 nucleotides. Lineage: Eukaryota; Metazoa; Arthropoda; Insecta; Diptera; Chironomidae. The record is from the annotation of a GenBank genome assembly.
GUAGCUUAGAAAAUAAUUUUUUUAAAAAUGCGAGUUCGACCGGAAGGAGUAUUUAAAAUGCAUAGUGAAGACGAUGAUUACAAUCUUCCAUUAGCGUUCCAUCAACGUUGUCAUGAACAGCGUAUCCAAGGUUUUCUUACAGAACUGAAAAACUGGCGAUUAAAGGAGCGAAUGAAAACAGUUUCAGUGGCUCUUGUUUUAUGUCUCAAUGUGGGUGUUGAUCCACCUGACCUUGUAAAAACAGAUCCUUGUGCUCGAACGGAAUGUUGGUUUGACCCAACUUCAGUAGCACCACAGAAAGCACUUGAACUUAUUGGAUCAUCAUUACAAAAGCAAUAUGAGCGUUGGCAGCCAAAAGCUCGUUAUAAGCAGUCAUUAGAUCCAACAGUUGAAGAUGUGAAGAAGUUAUGCAUGUCACUUCGUCGCAAUGCAAAAGAAGAACGUGUUUUAUUUCAUUACAAUGGCCACGGUGUUCCUAGACCAACCAGAAAUGGUGAAAUUUGGGUGUUCAAUCGCACCUAUACACAAUAUAUCCCUUUAUCGAUCUAUGACUUGCAAACAUGGAUGGGAGCACCCUCAAUUUAUGUUUGGGAUUGCUCAAAUGCAGGAGUUAUUGUAAAUUCAUUCAAUAAUUUUGCAGAGCAACAUGAGCUAGAGCAACAAGCAAAUGCGCAACAACAGACAACAAAUCGAGGGUCUUCUCCACCUGGAUCGUCGCAAACAGGAUCAUCAUCGAUAUCAAAUCAAUCAUAUAAAAAUUGUAUUCAACUUGCAGCAUGCGCUUCUGAUCAGAUCCUGCCAAUGAAUCCUGAUUUGCCUGCUGAUUUGUUUACCUCUUGUCUCACCACACCAAUUAAAACUGCCUUAAAAUGGUUCUCAAUGCGCUCGACUUCACGACUUGUCCCACACGUUACGAAUGAAAUGAUCGAGAAUAUUCCAGGAGUUCUAAAUGAUCGUAGAACAAUGCUAGGUGAACUUAAUUGGAUUUUUACAGCAAUUACAGAUACCAUCGCUUGGAAUACGUUACCACGUGAACUUUUUCAAACACUUUUUCGACAAGAUCUUCUUGUUGCCAGUUUAUUUAGGAAUUUUUUAUUGGCUGAUCGCAUUCUUCGCUCAUAUGAUUGUACACCAGUGUCUUCACCUGGUCUACCUCAUACUUUUCGUCAUCCAAUGUGGGCAGCAUGGGAUUUAGCAUUAGACGUCGCACUUUCUCAGUUACCAGAUAUUCUCGCCACCAAGAAAAAUUAUUCAAAUUCUCCAUUUUUCGAAGAACAAUUGACGGCGUUUCAAGUUUGGUUGGAAGGAAAUCCUGAUCAAAGUUAUCCUCCAGAACAACUACCAAUUGUUUUGCAAGUUUUACUUUCGCAAGCUCAUAGAAUUCGAGCGCUUGAGUUGCUCGAAAAAUUUCUGGAUAUCGGUGGAUGGGCUGUAAAUCUUGCAUUAAAUGUCGGGAUAUUUCCUUAUGUACUUCGUCUUCUUCAGAGUCCCGCUGUAGAGUUGAGGCCUUAUUUAGUGUUCAUUUGGGCAAAGAUUUUGGCUGUAGAUUAUACCUGUCAAGUUGAUAUUGUUCGAGAAUCGGUUGAUUCCUAUUUUCUCAAUGCUCUUCAAGACACAACACUCGUUUUUAAUCAGUUUGAUUGCCGAACGUUUGCUGCAUUUGUUCUUGCAAGUAUCGUAUUUAAGUUUGAGCAAGGACAAGCCAAUGCUUUGAAAGGACAACUUGUUUCGAUUUGCUUAGAGCAGAUCAACGAUCCAAAUCCUAUUCUAAGAAAAUGGUUUGCAAUUUGUCUUGGAAAUUUAUGGCAAAACUAUGAAGAUGCUCGUUGGUCUGGAGCUAGAGAUUUAGCUUACGAAAAACUAUACACCUUACUAAAGGAUCCUGUACCUGAAGUCAGAGCAGCAACAGUUUAUGCUUUGGGAACAUUCAUCAGUUCAACUCUUGUCAGAACAACACAAGCUAAUGAUUUGGAUCGUCAAAUUGCUAUGCAUUUGUUGGAAUGUGUAUCAAGUGACAUGAGUCCUAUUGUUCGAAUGGAGCUUGUUGCGGCCCUUCAAUGGAUUGUUAAGCUCUUCGACAACUAUUUUGUUGAAGUUUGUCUACGUGAAAAUCCGCAAUUUAAUGCCAACAACAUUACACAGGAAAUUCAUCAACGAGAAGGUUCAUGGAAGAAAAGUAGUAGUGGUAAUAACAGCUUGAAAAUGAAGACAGUUCUUAGUGAAAAGAACUUGCAAUUGAUGACAGUUGAUCGAAUUUUCUCACAUUGUCCAGGAAUAAUCCAAACCAGCAGUUAUAGUUCAAUCUAUUCAAAGCUUUGGAAUGGUAUUUUAAAUUUAUCACGUGAUCCAUGUCCAGAAGUUGCACUUAUGGGAGGCAAAGUGGUCGAGCAUAUUCGUCAAAUGGCUAUAGAAAUGGCACCAACAAUUGCAAUGAUUCCACUUGGAAAAGAAGUUAUUUGUGAUAGAAUUUCAUCAACAUCAGGUGGAUCGAGUAGUUAUAGUCUUCCACCAUCACCAAAUACAAGAAAUUUAAGUCAUAUUAUGCAUAAUUCACAUUCAGGUUCAACAGCUAGACUAAAUACGAGUGAAUCAUCAGGAGGCGGAGGUAGUGGUAAUGAUGGGCCGUUAAAUCGUGAUAAACCACAUAAACUUCGGGUUCCUAUUGUGAAGACAAAUUUUGUUGAAUGGGAAAUCAAUUCAAUGGCGCGUCCACUUAAGUACCAUACAAAUUCAAAAGCUGCCAAAAAUGACCAGUUUGCUCAAGAAACGAUGGAAAGAAAAAUGAGGUUCACGAGGAAUGCUAGGAUUCGUAAGGAAGCUCUAGACCAACAUCGACUUGCCAUCUUUCAUAAUCUUAAAACUCAAAGUUUCAUUGGUAAAACUUCAAUGACACCUUCAAUUGUUAAACUUCAUCCUUAUGAGCAACAAAUUGCAGUCGCAUAUCUUGAUCGAAUAAUGCUUAAUGAUUGGGCUUUAAAUAUAUCAACAUCAUUGUCACCAAUGCAAUUAAGUUCCUCGAUUUACAGUCAAAAUUCAACAACAACUCAAACAACGCCAAGUUCUGGAAAAAAACAUUCUGUUACAUCCCCCCCAUCGUCAUCGAUCCGUGUCUCAAGCAUCCAAUUUGUCAAUGCUCAUGAUCGUGGGCUUAUUUUAGCAGGAUAUGAUGAUGGAAGUGUAAGAAUAUGGAAGAAUAAUAACAGUAAUCAGCAAAGUGGCAAAUCAUUAGUUCUUAACAGUAAUCUUGUAACAGCAUUUCAAGCACUUGAUGAUCAACCAUUGAGAAGUUCAAGAAUUUUUGGUUUACAAACUGCUUGGCAUCAAAGUACACAGACAGUAAUAGCUGGUGGUGAAUCUAAGCUUUUGCGAUUAUGGGAUGCAGAGCGAGAGUUAAAAGUUCUCGAUAUUCCAACUGGCUCGGAUUUUCCUGUUUCUCACAUCAGUUGUGCACCGAAUGCUCUUUUCGCAGUUGGGUUUGGCGACGGCUGUAUUCAAAUCUACGAUCGUCGGGCACAGCCAAAUGAAAAUAAAAUUAUGACUUAUCGUGAGCAUAGUCAAUCACUUUUGGCCAUUACAUUGAGGAACGAUUGUGAGAGUUUAGUGUCAGGAAGCUCAAAUGGCGAUAUAAGAUUAUUCGACAUAAGAAAUCGGACUUCAGUUCAAAAUUGGUCAGCUGGGAAUGAUAUUACAUCAAUUUCCAUUCAUGCAAGUGCAGAUAUCAUUGCAUGUGCUGGACAAUACAUUUCUAUUCAUGGACUCGAUGGAGCUCAAAUUAGCUCAAUUCAAUGUCAUGAAGGCUUCAUGGGAUCGAGAAUCGGACACACUUCAUGUUUAUCGUUCCAUCAUCAUAAAGUUAGCCUUGCAGCAGGCUUUGUCGAUAAUUAUGUAUGCGUUUUUACUGUUCAAAAUGAAAAAUAAGUUUCGAAUGGAAUAAUAAUAAACGCUGUGUUUUCAUUUGUCGUAAAGUAAACAAAGGGAAAAGUAGAACAGUUCAUUUUGCUCUUAAGAUUUUUUUAAGAAGCUUUGUAUUGUAAUAAAAUUUGAAUUAUUUUAACCAAGACUAUCGAAAAAUUGAAAUAAAGGAUAAUUAG